Molecule: messenger RNA, 9126 nt
Organism: Scophthalmus maximus (turbot)
Lineage: Eukaryota; Metazoa; Chordata; Actinopteri; Pleuronectiformes; Scophthalmidae
Exons: 10
Coding region: 212-3259 (1015 amino acids)
Source: RefSeq, a predicted model, not a curated record
GGAAAGGGGAAGGAAGAGGAGAGAUAUGAAAGGAGGAAAAUAGAGAGGAGGAAGGACAUUCUCCUACCCUGCUGCUUUCACUCUAACUCACCCCCCUCUCUUUCCAUUCUCACAUUGGUGCAUUCUGCCCGUAUGCAUCGAUCACGACACACACGUUCACAGAGGCAACUCCGCCUCCUCUGCAGUGUAGAGACAGCUAGCAAGGGAAGCAAUGGAGGAGCCAGCAGUGCAGCAGGAAAAAAUAGAGGGAUCAUGGGAAGGAGGACAUGAUGGAGGGAAGGCAGACUGGAAGAAUGAGUGCUCCCUCUCCUCCCUCCUUAAACACUCUUGUCUUCUCUGCUGGUCCUCUCCCAGGGACACUGACGUCGUUGAAACGGAUGAAGGAGUCCUUGCCAAGACGGCCGAGAUCAGAGUAAGAAGACCGCAACACCUAGCACUGGAGCUGGAGAACGCAGUGGCUGUGGAGAACUUAGAGCUUCAAGAGCAGCAGUCAGACCGCAAGGAGCUGGAGGAGAUGCUAGUUAAACUAGAAAGCCACAAAGAGAACCUGGUACAACAGAUAAAGGCAACUAGACAGCUCUGCUAUGAAGAAAGUCAACAGAUCCUGUCUCUACAGGCAGAGGAGGGGCAGAAGGAGAGCCAGGUGGAGGAGUAUGAGAGGGAACUUGCCAGAGCCAGGUGGAGGCUGAAGAGGCUCAGAGAAGAGGUGAAACAGGCCAAGAGGAAAGUGGAAGAGGCUGGAGAGAGGAACACCCCUCUGCAAGACUCCAUCAGACAGUCCUAUGAAGAGAUCCUGCAGGAGGAGCACACACUGUGUUCUCUGUCAGGAAGUGCAGUCACUCCAGAAAGUCAGUUAGAGGAGUCAACCUCUCCAGCAGACACCACCGAAGAUGAUCCACUCCCUCUGAGGCCAUGGGGAAGGAGCCAAUCACUGCCCGCCUAUGCUGACCUGAUAAUGGGGGCCAGCGGUUCAUCUUUCUGCAAUAAUCUGGCAGAUACCAGAGAAGAAGCAGACGACAGUGGGACCAGUUCUCCGAAGAUGGGCAGAUCUGACAUAGAGGAUUAUCCAGAGGAAGGGGAGAUCAACAGUGAAGGUGGAAGGGAGAGAGAGAAGGAAGAGUGCAUUAUCAACCCAAACCCCCUCACCAAGCUUGACUUCUACCAAGCCAACCCCUUUGCCAGCUGUCAGAGUGACUAUGACCUUUUCGAUGAAGACCUGUUCCCUAAAACUGACACAUCUGAUGGAUAUGCUUCAGACCCUUUCAAAGGCAGCGACCCCUUUGCAGCAGAUAUGUUGUUUCCAGAGACAAAUAUUUGCACUGAAGAGGCAGGAAAUGCUGGUGAUGAGGCAGACACUAGUCUGUCCCUUGCUGACAACAAAGCCUCCACAGGAACUCAGUGCUUUGAGUCGGAAUUCCCAGAUGAAGACAGCGACAUAGAGAUCAGCUACAGCAGAGAAGACCUGGACACCAUCGCUGCUGUCGAUGAUUCUCGUGGAUUCAAACCCAUUCAGAGCUCGUCAGAGGAGCUGGGGCCAGAGCCUAUCCAGGGCUGGAGGUCCCAGGGUCAGUAUUCUGUAGAAUCAGACCCUAAUGGGUACGAGCUGGACCUUGGUGCUAUCUCCCCUCCCUCUGACAUAGAAGAACACAGUCUGAGAUCUUUAGCUGGAGAGGCCACCAUUGAAGCACCAACCGGACUGGAAAAAGGUCUUAAUUCUGGUUCAGCUCAGACAGUCCCUGAGCAAGUCAUGUUGGAACCUGAUUGGACAGGUGUAAAAGAGCAAUCUCUGUCCUGUGAUGUUACCUCCAGUCAGGGGGAAGAAUGGUUAAGCAACAUGGAGGAGGAAACCAAUCACCUUGCAACUCCCCAAAACUCACUUGAGUCCCAGAACCUCUUUAUCCAGCCCGAAGCAGAACAAAACAGAGAGCUGAGCUUUGAGGUGAGCUAUGAACCUACCAGUCAGUCUUCCUUUGACCCAUAUGGGUUUAAACUCAGUCCAGAGCAUUCGAGUCAAACACUCUUAGACCCUGAUGAAGCCGAAUUGAGCCCAGAACCUACUGAAAAUCAUCUGACCUUUGACUCUGAGCCCCCCUCUUCUAACCCAGACCAACUGAACUAUGAUCCUUAUGGAUUUGACAUCACUUCCUCCCAGAUGGUACGGGACUGCGACCCUUAUGGCUUUAAGCUUAGCCCUGACGAAGAAAACCAGGAGGUACUGGACCUCUGUGGCUAUGAUAACCUGGAGGUAAUGGACCUUUGCGCUUUUGACAACAAUGAGCAAGUACAACCCUCUAAUUCUAGCAACCAGGAAGUUUUGGAACCUCACACCCAUGAAAAUCAAGAAGUGCUUGAUCAUUGUGGCCACAGUAACCAAGAUCUGCUGGAUGUGAGUAACAAUGGAAACCAAGAAGUGUUGGAACCUUCUUGCCUUGACAACAGGGAGUUAGUUAGCAAUGAAAACCGAAAACAGGAACUCCUGGAUCUUUUUGGUCAUGACAACCAGGAGGUGGUGGAACCCUAUGGCAAUACGAACAAUGAGGACUUACUUGAAGCUUGUAACUAUGGUAACAAAGAAAUCCUUGAAUCAUGUAGCCAUGGCAAUCAAGAAUUGCUGGAUUUCUCUCAUCUGGAGAAUAAACAAGUGCUGGAUUUCGACAGCCUUGGCAACCAAGAACUAUUUGAAUUUGGUAGUAGAGUAAAUCAGGAAGUGCUAGUUUCUGGUAGCCACAACAACCAGGAACUCCUGCAGCUCAGUAGCAAUGAAAAACAGGAAUUGCUAGACUUAGGUAGCCAUGACAACCACAAGAUGUUGGACUUACUAAGUAAGGAAGUCUUCUCUGAAGCAAACAAUAACCAGUGUACUGUGGAACCAGAGCUCAGUGUCAGUCUCACCAAUAAUAGCUCAGAUAGUGAUGCGGCAACAGAAGACCUGCUUGAACUGGAACUCAUUAACACCUUUGUCUCCAACACCAGUAAGACCAAUACUCCUGACACACUCAACAUGUCUGCCAACCAGGACCUGGCUCCAGGCAAUGCCCCCAUCAGACACAACAUGUUAGAAGGUGAUUUGGGUUCAGUGUUUGGAGCUGGAGGAUAUAUUGGUUGUCCUGAUGUAGCUGAUGACCUGGAGCCCCUGAACAGGCAGACAAGCCCAGUAGUGGAGCCAGUGCGACAAGUCAGACCUGUUAGGCCUCCUCGGCCCUCACUCAAGGCCAAAGAGAAGGCUCAGUCCCAGACUAAGGGCUUUGACCUGAAGUGAUCUCUCACCAGCCAACACUUGUGUGGGGGUUACCAUGUCAUCAGGGUUCCCAUGAAAACAAUGGCAACACAAGAAACAGGAGGAUGAAGAGAAAAGUAAGAGGAAACGUCAAAGAAAUGGAGACAAAGGAAGAUGACAGGAGGGAGAGAUCAUUCUUAUCUAUGCCUAUAAUUCUAAUUUCAGAUGAUUAAAGUUUGAAGUUUCCGCCGAAAAUAUUAAAGUCCAAAAGGGAAAGAUGUGCGAUUGGUACCAUUGAUUUUUUGAUUUCUUUAUUGAUUACUACUAAGGAAACCUGAUUGGCCCUUGGCGUCAUUUUUAUUUAGAGCAGUUUAUGGAAGUCAGGGCUGGAAACACCCACAUGAAAUGUAACAAUAUUCUUUUAGUCUUUUUUUUAGAGAAAUGAUUCCCUCAUGUUUUACACCAGGUAAUGCUUGUUGAUCAACCAUAAGGUUGAUGUCAUCUGUUAUUUAUUCAGAUUAUAAAACACACCUGUCUCCUCUGAGUCUCAUGAGUGUUCCACCCUUUCCCAAAUGUUUUGAGGGCCAACUGUACACAGUGAAAAUUGUCUCCCUUAUUCUAAUUUGAGCUUCAUGUUGGAAUGUGUAAGUGGACUUUGUCAGAUAGAUAACAUGUAUAUAAAUUAUAUACUCUGCUAUUGUGGUUUUGAGAUUAUCUAGUCAAGUAGUUUUAGGUAUAAAUUGGAUUCAAGUUGUAGCAAGAGUUUGGUUACAUCGUAUGAGUGCAUAUCCAUACCAUCCCCAUGGUAACAUCACUAACAGGACCACGCAUCCAACUUAUGAAUAUUAAAGUUUAUGGAGUAUAAUGCAUCUUGCAAUGAUAAAGAAAGUGGGAGGAUAGAGGGAUGAAGGAACGAGGGGUCGAAGGGAUGAAUGGAUGAGGGUUCGAAGGAAUCAGUGGUCAAAGGGACGAAGGAGUGAGAGGUCGUCAUGACCGAGGAGUGAGAGUUUGUCGUGACCGAGGAGUGAGAGGUUGUCUGGACCAAGGAUUGAGAGGUUGUAGGGCAGAAGGAAUGAUCAAUUGUAGGGCCGGAGUAAUGAGCUGACGUAGGGACGAAAGAUGAAAAUGGAGGGCCGAGUCGAGGAUCAGAGAUGUGUAGUCAGCCAGCUCUGACCUGCGGUCGAGGGAGGCGGAACAUGUGAUGUCCAUGUAUGGUGAUAAAAGGGAAGGCAAAUUCAACUGUGGUGGGCUCCUUUGAGUGUGAAGUAUGUGUCGCUUAGCUCGCUUGAGUUUGAUGGGGCCAAAAAUCAUUUGCGAUGAGAGGCUGGAUCCACGCUGCAGUGCUUUAUCAUCUAUUUUACGAUCGUUAUUUAUGAAAUGAACAUCAUGAUGUGACGAACAAGACUUGGAACUGCGAUUGAGACCCUGAACGCUUCUGGUAAAUGUUUACUGAUGUGGUAAAUCGAGAGAGAAAUAGAGUCAUUUACAUUCGUUUAUUUAUGUAAAAUAUGUGGUCUAUAUCGAGGUCAGUAUGGUAACUGGCGAGGAUCUGUUGCCUUGGUGAGGGUGGCAUUAUGUUAGAAGGUCGGACUGACUUGACGUGUAAAUAUGUGGUUUCGUCGGUAAACCUGACUCGAGGUUAGGCUCAAUUAUGGUUAGGGAAUCCUUAACACCCGACGCGAAAGGUUAAUUAUUGAGGAUAAGUUUGUGGUCGGUGGGGUACGGUAAGUGCGUUGCACAUCUGUCGCUACUUGUGUAAGAAUGAGUCAGAGGGGAAGGAAACGGAACGGGUGAGCUUAUGUACUUUCUGAGUGGAAAUGAGAUGUAUUUGAGGCGUGGUCCUGUUCCGAAACCUAGUUAUAAAACUUUAUUUGCCCAGUGUUUUCAGACAUCAGUUACAUUAAGGUACUCCUUAGAGAAUACUUUGAUUGCAUGGUUUUUCAGUUGAUCUUUUUUCUGACCUAACCCUGGAGUUUUUGCACCAAUAUCAGUUUUUUCUUCAUAAACUGACAGCUGUAUAAAGACUAGAAUGCUACAUUGUAGGGGAACAUUGUCCAUCAACAGCACUCUAGAAAUACAUUUUUGGAAAAAUUAGAGCAAAACAGAAGAAAUUCACUUUAGAAAGUGUGACCAGUUAACACAUUGAAAAUAUUGUGAUAAUUAGUCAUAACUGUCAUCACUAUAGCUAAUUCAUUCAAUUGGUUUAGCUUAUUAUCCAUAUAAUGUAUUAAAACGUAGAUAUGCAUACAGUAUAUAUUUUUUUAGACAAAAGACAGUGCCUCUGUAACAGACCACUGACAAAUUGAUUUUAAACGGUAAAAUGUUUCUUUAACAACCACAUUCAUAUAUGUUUGUUUAUUUUAAAAAGUUUUUUUUCAAAUUCAUUCACUUCCCAAUAUCAACAACGCUCUCAAAAAUUCAUUCUACUGAUGGAACUAUAUAAAUAAUUAAAGGAAAUCAUUCAAGAGUUUGGAAUGAAACAUUACAUUGACGUUCGAUUACUUUAUUUUUUUGACGUUUAUAUUUAUGAUAAAUUUUUCUUUGUAUAUUGCAUUGUGGGAAUUACACUAACACUACACACAGAUAAUUUACAGCUCUGGGUUGGAUGAAGAGAGUAGUUAGUUCUGCUGUAACAAAUACUGUGUAACCACACAAUUUUCUCCAAAGGUCUGAUGAAUUAAAACAUUAUAUUUAAUGUACAAUGUAACCAAUUCAUUAAGAAGUUCAUUAAAACAAUGAAACAAACAUCUGUAAAAUCAUCCCAAUGUCAAAUGAAGAAUGUGAAUGUAGAGAAUGAAGAGAAAUGUUAGUGUUUUAGAGUUAGGGCGUCUGUGAUGAAUAUACAGUUUAUCAGUCUACUUUCACACUGGGACAGACUUGGCAGGCACUGAAGGUACCUUUCAGUUAAUAUUAAGUUUCAGUUCAUGCCUACCUCAUUACCACUUUGCCAUGACUGCAUGACAACACUGUGAACCCUGCAAAAGCCGAAAUUCUUUUAUUUUGACAUUUUGUGAAGACAUUAAAAAGUGAGAGCUCACAGGUGUGACAUGAUUUCUAGACAGGUUUGUAUCUGUCAAGGAUUCCCUGAAGGUCAGUUACUGCUGUCCUCUGUUGUUUGAAUAUGAGCUGCAAAUAAUUAUUUUUAUCAAGAAGAACAACUUAUAUACAUGUGACAUAAGAAUAUGUCAAAGUGAGCCAGUUUUCAGUGUUGUUUUUAUUUCAUAGUCAUGGACUUUGUAACUGGACUGGAUGCAUUUAGUCAUUCAUAGAAUACAUUAAAUGUACAGGUUGUAUACUUUGAUUUAACUAUGGGUGAUGUGGAUGAAUCCUCUAUUACAAUACAUGUAAUUUCAUGUCAAUAUAUAUAUAUAUAUAUAUAUAUAUAUAUAUAUAUAUAUAUAUAUAUACACACACACACACAUAUAUAUAUUUAUAUACCAACAUUUCAUUGUCAAUCCAUUGAGAAAUAAUAAAAUAGAUAAAAUAAACAGUUAAUGCAUUAACACAACUCCUUAAAGCAAAAAACAUAAAAUUUAGAUUUUUGUUAUUGCUUUGACUAAAGUCACUCACAGCACAGUAAUGGUGUAAUAUUAUAGAAAUAUAGUAAUAGCAUUCUUGUAUACAAUAAUGGUACUGGUAAAUACUGUCUACAGAGACACUGGUCUAUCCUUUCAAAACAUUUGUGCUUCCAUUUCAAACCACCUGAACAUGAAUGGAGCUUUGUUCUUAGAAAUGUCUGUCAACAUGCGUUAUUCCCAUUCUCAGAUGUGUCCGUCUCACAGACUGUAUAUAAAGAUGGCUGGCUUGACAGCCUCCAAAAGUGAAGCCAAUUCAUCUGGAUCACGCUGCAUCAUCUGGCUGCAGUAUAGGUCAUAAACCCUGUCUCAUCCAUGUCAGUGGAUGGGGCAUGGACCAAACUAAAAUGUUUAAAUACACGUUAAAUACAUUCAAUCGUUUCUUUCAUUUUAAGUAGCUUAUAUCACACUGAGGUUUGUCAAAGCAUUCAUUUUUCUGAUAAAUUAGUUUUUAAUUACAUCCACCAAGGAGUUUAUGUUUUCAUCUGGGUUUGUUAAUCUAAUAUGUUCAAUUCAAUUUACUAUCAUUUGUAUAGCAUCGCACCAAAUCACUGCAUACAUCAUGUCAAGGCACUUUACAUAGUAAGGUUGAGAAGUUGCAAUAUUACAGAGAAAACCCAACAGUUCCCAUAAUGAGCAACUUGGUGAACAUGGAGAAAAAACUUUGUCAACCUUUUUAACAGGAAGACAUUUCUAGCAGAACUGCACUCGGUUGUUGGUUGCCAUCUGCUGCGACCGGUUGGUUAGUGAGCAGGAUUAUACAAAAAACUACUCAUCCAAUUUACAUGAAGUUUUGUGAAGGGGUGGGGCAUGACCCAAGGAAGAGCCCAUUCCAUUUUGGAGCACAUCCAGAUAAACAGGCAGAUCCAGGAUUUUUUUCCCCCACUUUCUUUAACAUGGCGAGAUAGGGCAUUAGCCUUGGCAGAAGUAAAUGGACUGUAUUUAUAUAGCGCUGUUCUAGUCAUAUAGACCACUCAAAGCGCUUUACAGGAAAGUCACGUUCAUACAGCACUGCUAUUUACUGGACAUUUUUCUGUCACAAUACUACAUAUUCAUACACUGUCGGAAGAGCCGUCAGAGGCAAUUUAGGGUUAAGUGUCUUGCCCAGGGACACAACGGCCUUGUGGACUGGCGGAAGCUAUGCUCGAACCACCAACCCGAUGUUUGGUGGAUAAACGACUCUACCUCCUGAGCCACAGCCGACACGUAUGCACUUGCUGAGCACCCUUCUAGGUUGUAUUUAUUUGAUGCUAUAAUAACAGGGUGAAACGUCAUGAUUGACAAUCACUACUGUGCAAACUCUGACAACAAAUGAAGUCAAUAGCACAAGAUGGUGACACCCGUAUUCAAGAUAUUUUAGCUUCACUUUUCUUCAACGGGAGGAAGUGGAGACAAUUCGUCCAUCUUUAUAUAUGUCUGUGGUGCAAUCAAUUUCAGAUGCAUUAAUUCAUAUUUUAAAUAUAUAUGAUGAUGACGAAAUAUCACCUAGCAAGAAAUGUUUGUUCACCUUCAGUCACAUGAUGUGUUCAGUCCAUGGCUCAUGGUUUGCCUGACUGCUCAUGCUUACUUCUUAUUCUCUUUAUCCAAACAAACCAAAAACAAUCAAAGCUAAAUCUUGUUUGACCUGGUUUUUCUAUGUUAUGACUGAGCCAUAAUUUUUUCAAAACUUGAGAGGGAUCCAAAUUAUAUUGAUUUAUCAGGAAAUAUUUGAUUUUACAAAAGAAACAGUUGCAUGACCAGAUUUGUUAUUCGUGAACAUUUCCCAGGUUUCUACCUGGAGUUUCCUCUCAAAGCUUGAGAAGAUAUACAAGUGUCCCACAUCUGAGUGAAGCAAAAUCAACCUCCCAAUUCCCAAAGCUAAAACAACCAAUUUUUUAAGUUUGCUUACUAAAAAUGUAUCACUGAACCUAGAAACAUAUAGCACAAUUAACAUCUUGUUCUGUGCACUUAAAAAUGACAAGGGGUGUAAGCAAUUUUAUUAUUUACACUGAUUGCAGUUAGUACUGACAUGUAUUUACCUUUUACUCCUUUAGAUGUAUGUCUUAAAACAUACAUUAAAACACAUACAUUGCAUGUAUUUCUUUGUGGACAUGAUCAGAAUAUUAUUGUCAGAAAAAGACAAAGAAGGUGAAAUUUCUUCUGGACCUUUUCAUUUUUUGCAGGCUGUGUGUUCUCUGUGAAACAGAUAUAUGCACUUUACAAGCCAAAGUUGAAUGAAAAGAUGUUUAGAUCCGUGAAAGACUAUUAGAUGAUUAUCCAUUUAUGUUUGAUGUUGUAUGUGUUGCUGUUGAAAUGUGAUUGUCUGUGUUGAAAUAAAACUACUCUGUAAUGUCA